Siniperca chuatsi (mandarin fish) is the source of this 1342-nucleotide messenger RNA. RefSeq names its product TAF8 RNA polymerase II, TATA box binding protein (TBP)-associated factor (gene taf8). Gene Ontology annotation, biological process: transcription initiation at RNA polymerase II promoter. Bases 129 to 1055 code for a protein of 308 amino acids. The transcript is spliced from 8 exons. The record is from RefSeq and is a predicted model, not a curated record. NCBI's taxonomy places the organism in Eukaryota, Metazoa, Chordata, Actinopteri, Centrarchiformes, Sinipercidae. Gene Ontology annotation, molecular function: protein heterodimerization activity. Gene Ontology annotation, cellular component: transcription factor TFIID complex.
CCGGGUGACGGAAAUGACGACAUAAAUUCACACAGUGUUUACUAACGGCGGCUAAACGGCCGUCUGACAAAUACAGUUGUUAGUUAAAUCAGUUUAGUUUAAUCCAACGAGAAGAGUCCAAAUAAUUGAUGGCGGAUCCUGCGGUGGCAUCGGGAGGUUCACUGAAUGCAGGAGGGCGUGGGAGUGGUGGUAAAGCAGCUUCCAGCCCUGCAGAGAACUACCACUUGGCCCGACGUCGCACCCUGCAGGUCGUUGUCAGUGCCCUCCUGACAGAGUGUGGCUUUGAGAGUGCAGAGAAGGCAGCGGUGGAGACACUCACUGAGAUGAUGCAGAGCUAUAUAACUGAAAUAGGUCGGUGUGCUAAAGCUUAUUGUGAACACACAGCCAGAAGCGUCCCGACCCUGUCGGAUACAGUGGUCGCACUCAUUGAAAUGGGUUUCAAUGCCGACACCCUGCCUGUGUAUGCCAAGAGAUCACAGAGGAUGGUUAUAACUGCCCCUCCGGUAACGAACUCACCUGUGACUCCCAAAGCACUGUCAGCCGGACAGAAACGCACACAUCCGGCUCAUAUCCCCUGCUAUUUCCCAGAGUUCCCAGACCCUCACACAUACAUCAAAACGCCUACGUUCAGAGAGCCUGUGUCAGACUACCAAGUGGUGAGAGAGAAGGCAGCAAGUCAGAGGAGAGACGUGGAGCGAGCUCUCACACGCUUCAUGGCCAAGACCGGAGAAACUGAGAGCCUCUUCAAAGACGACAUCACUGCCUUCCCAUUGAUCGCAGCACGACCAAGCACCAUCCCAUAUCUCAGUGCCCUCCUGCCCUCAGAGCUGGAAUUGCAGACUCUGGAGGAGACAGACUCUUCUGAGCAGGACGACCAGACAGACAGCGAGAACACAGCAGGAAAUAUCAUCACUGAUGAUCCAGGAGCUGACAAAGAGAACUCCAUGCUUCCUCCCAGCGGCGUCGUUCCAUCUGCAAAGGCCAGCGAGGACAACGUGAUUGACAACCCGUACCUCCGGCCGGUCAAGAAACCCAAAGUGAGGAGGAAGAAAUAAGUAUGGACCUACCUGAACCAACAGACUCACAUUUGCCACAGUGGUUGGUGUUUUCAGCAGCGGUGUUGUGAGCCGGGACCAGUACCGCUUUUGGCUUUUUCUAUACUGACUGACUUCUAUUGAAGAUGACUUUAUGUUGUGUUAACUGUCAUUUUUCCAUCAAGCACUCAACUUUGAAUUUGUGUAACGUCACUUUGUAAGCAACAUCAUAGUGUAACAUACAAACCAUACAGGAAUCAAGUCAUUUUGUGAAUAAAGAAAUAUAUGUUUCUUUUUUUUAACUACAA